AUGACCGUCUGCACGCCCGUCUCCACGCCGAUCGACGCACGCGCCAAGCUGGAUGCCGACUCCGGCGCACCGGUCUCCGACGCGUCUGAGUACAGGAGCCUCGUCGGGGCUCUCCAGUACCUCACGAUGACACGCCCAAAUCUCCAGUAUGCCGUGCAACAGGCGUGUCUCUACAUGCACGCUCCCCGGGAACCUCACUUGACGCUGGUGAAGCGCAUCCUGCGCUAUGUUCACGGCACCACGACUCUUGGUCUGCAUCUCCGCCGGUCAUUGCAGCUGGACCUUGUCGUCUACUCCGACGCCAACUGGGCCGGGUGCACCGACACUCGCCGCUCCACUUCCGGGUAUGCGGUGUUCCUUGGUGAUGCACUGGUGUCAUGGUCGUCGAAGCGCCAGCCCACCGUCUCCCGCUCCAGCGCCGAGGCAGAGUACCGCGGCGAGCUGCUGGCUUCGCCAGCUCCUCGGCGAGCUCCAUGUUCCCCUCAACCGUGCGACCGUCGUGUACUGUGA
Messenger RNA from Brachypodium distachyon (stiff brome), 510 nucleotides. RefSeq lists its product as uncharacterized. NCBI's taxonomy places the organism in Eukaryota, Viridiplantae, Streptophyta, Magnoliopsida, Poales, Poaceae. Bases 1 to 510 code for a protein of 169 amino acids. The record is from RefSeq and is a predicted model, not a curated record. The transcript has a single exon.